AUGGCCGCCCCAGUAACUCUCCCCUCCAUGCAAGACCCUCACGGCGCCUAUGGCCAGCCCGCCUACCCGAGGCCAUACCCCCCUCACCCCGACCAAAGAGGCGAUCCGCGUGGCGACCCGCGCGCGAGCAGCUACAAUGCUUCGCCCAACUCGGUCAACGGCUACCCUCCACCUCAACCAGGUUCUCAUCAGCAGCUGCCCUCGCUGCCGCCUCCGGACCCGAGAUCUCCCAGCUACCCUCCCCCUCCUGACGCCAGGGCGGAUGACUACUACAGAGGUCGCCAGCCGCCGCCUCCGGGAUACGGAGAUCCUUACUACCAAGACUACCACAGAGGCCAGGGCCCUCCGCCCCAGGGCCGCUAUCCUGACUACCCCCCGCAGGGACCCGGUGCUCCGAGAUACGACUAUCCUCCCGGUGCGCCGAGGUACGAUUAUGGCCCUGGAGCGCCUCCCCUGCAACAAGCGGCACCGAGACAGCGAACUUCUAUCGCGUGUAGGUACUGCCGGAAGAGAAAGAUUCGCUGCAGCGGCUACCAAAGCGCCCCUGGAGGCAAGUGCGUAAACUGCAGCAGGAUGAACCAGGAAUGCAUAUUCCAGCCGGUGUCAUCCUCGAGUUCGACGGCUUUUGUUCCAGUAUCGGCACUCGGCCCAGGCGGUAUCCCGCCCGGCACGCCGCUCUACGGAGCGUACGGCCAGCCCUUGCCUCAGGGCUCGCUACCUCCGCCACCAGGACAAGGCUACCCUCCUCCGCCCGGAAACGGAGGAUACUACCAACAGCCUUUGCCAUCGCCGACAGGUGCUUACUCACCUUACGAUUCGCAGCGCGCUGGACGGAGACGCCCUAGAGAAGACGAGGUUGACGAACUUCGACCCCCACCACCUGACCCGAAUUCGGCCGACGAUCCUCGCCGGCGAUCUCCGGCCUCGAGCUCAAACCACAGCAGCCCUGGCUAUAUGAGCUACCAACCCGCGGGGCCUCCUGGCUACGAUCCGAGAGCGAUUCCCCCGGCCAGACAUAGCCCGGGGCAGCCGUCAGCGAUUCCUCCCCCAGGGCACGCCGCCGCAGCGGCAACGCAACGCCAGAGCAACUCAUCAACCCCUGCAGCAGCACCCUCGAGCUCGGUCAUGAGCCUGAACAAUCUGGUGGACCAUGUUGACCGGGACAUGCUCGGAAAGUUGAAUCGGCCGCCGCCGAGGAAGUGA
This is a messenger RNA of Colletotrichum karsti, 1203 nucleotides long. RefSeq lists its product as uncharacterized. Gene Ontology annotation, biological process: regulation of DNA-templated transcription. Gene Ontology annotation, cellular component: nucleus. The record is from RefSeq and is a predicted model, not a curated record. Bases 1 to 1203 code for a protein of 400 amino acids. Lineage: Eukaryota; Fungi; Ascomycota; Sordariomycetes; Glomerellales; Glomerellaceae. The transcript is spliced from 2 exons. Gene Ontology annotation, molecular function: DNA-binding transcription factor activity, RNA polymerase II-specific; zinc ion binding.